CUGUGCAACAUUAUGUUUUGUCUAGGGAACCUACCCACUGUGCAAUAAUAUAUAGUUUUGUCUAGGGAACCUACCCACUGUGCAAUAAUAUAUAGUUUUUUCUAGGGAACCUACCUACUGUGCAAUAAUAUAUAGUUUUGUCUAGGGAACCUACCCACUGUGCAACAUUAUGUUUUGUACUUCUCUCUACCUUACCCUAGUAUUGGGCCUUGAAAGAUACCUAGCAGUCUGCUACCCUACCUCCUACAGAGAGUUCACCCUAAGAUACUCAAACACCACUAGACUGUUUCUGUACGUAUCCCCAGUUUUGCUGAUCAGUAUUCUUCUCAAUAUAUCAAAAUAUUUUGAGACAAGAAUAGUUUAUAGACAACAAGAGAAUACAGACAGUGAUGAGAUGAUGCUUGAUAUGGAACUAACAGAACUCUUCAGGGAUCCAAAUUAUAUUAAAUACUACAGCUUCUACACAAGAUUAUUUGCUACAGGAAUUAUUCCAAUAGUUUCUUUGUCUUUCUUUAACAUCAAAAUUUUCCAGGGAAUCCGUGAUAUGCGUGGCAGGAUGAUACAAACUGGAGUAGGCUCCAGAAGACAACAAGAGGCGACAAGUGAGCUGAACCUUGCUAUCGUGUUGGUCUGUGUAGUAGUCGUCUUCCUGACCUGCCACAUCCCGCGUAUUCUUCUCAACAUGUUUGAUGUUCUGCAUAUCAAUGAUAUUGUAAGAUGUAAGGGUAGCUAUGAGUCUCCAGCUUGGUUCAAAUGUAUGGCAGGGUAA
Messenger RNA from Eurytemora carolleeae, 769 nucleotides. Its product is annotated as FMRFamide receptor. The record is from RefSeq and is a predicted model, not a curated record. Gene Ontology annotation, cellular component: membrane. Bases 170 to 769 code for a protein of 199 amino acids. The transcript has 8 exons. Gene Ontology annotation, molecular function: G protein-coupled receptor activity. NCBI's taxonomy places the organism in Eukaryota, Metazoa, Arthropoda, Copepoda, Calanoida, Temoridae. Gene Ontology annotation, biological process: G protein-coupled receptor signaling pathway.